Messenger RNA from Pimephales promelas (fathead minnow), 4122 nucleotides. It is a transcript of the gene ipmkb, whose product is annotated as inositol polyphosphate multikinase b. Lineage: Eukaryota; Metazoa; Chordata; Actinopteri; Cypriniformes; Leuciscidae. Gene Ontology annotation, biological process: inositol phosphate biosynthetic process. The record is from RefSeq and is a predicted model, not a curated record. Gene Ontology annotation, molecular function: inositol-1,4,5-trisphosphate 3-kinase activity; inositol tetrakisphosphate kinase activity. Gene Ontology annotation, cellular component: nucleus; cytoplasm.
CCCCCAGCGUGUCUCUUGGGGCCGCGCGUCAGCUUGUGCGGGGCGGAAACAAACAGCGAAGCGUUCGCAGAUCUGCGAGUUCCCGUGCGAUAUGACUAACUCCGCCGGAAUAUCGUGUCAAUCUUUGUACUCUGGUCGUUCCGUAUCUACCAUCUCGUACCAAUUACCGAGGGAGGAGUGUAAACAUCUCUGAAGUCAGGAAGUGGGAUGUGGCCCAGGUGAAAAGCUCGUUAUAUGGUUGCGAGCGUGGGCGCCGUGACUGAUGGCACGCGAUCGGUCACACACAUCAGGAUGACGCGUCGAGGGUAGUGCGAUCAAUAUGUGAUUUUGUGUGUAGAUAGUUGUUUAGAGAAAUAAAGAGCCACUGCAGUGAAGUCUUCGGUCUCAGCAUCAUAAUGGACUCUUCUGUGGCGCUGGGGAGGCUGGAGCUCGCGCGCCCGUUGAUGACCCGCGGCUCGUGUUUACCGGAGGGCGCGCAGAGCGCUCACCUGAACGGGUGCGUGCCGCUCUCUCAUCAGGUGGCCGGACACAAGUAUGGCGUUGAUAAAGUGGGGAUCUUGCAACAUCCUGACGGUACGGUCCUGAAACAGCUUCAGCCUCCUCCGAGAGGACCCAGAGAGAUGCAGUUCUACAGCAAUGUUUAUGCGGAUGACCACUGCGACCCCUGUCUUGUAGACCUCCAGGCGCACCUUCCCAAGUACUAUGGCACGUGGUCCUCUCCAGACUCUCCCGCAGACCGGUACCUCAAGCUGGACGAUGUGACGCGCAGGUUUCAGAAGCCGUGCAUCAUGGACGUGAAGAUCGGCCAGAGGAGCUAUGAUCCCUUCGCUUCACAGGAGAAACGGGAACAGCAGAUCAGGAAAUACCCGCUGAUGGAGGACAUCGGCUUCUUGGUUCUGGGGAUGAGGGUGUAUAAAGUUGGCUCGGACAGCUUUGACACCUAUGACCAGCAUUAUGGAAGAGGUCUCGUGAAGGACACGAUCCAAGAGGGUUUAUCCAAGUUCUUCUUCAACGGUAAUAUUCUCCGCAAAGACGCCAUCACUGCCAGCAUCCUCAAAGUCCAGAAGAUCCUUCAGUGGUUCGAGGGCCAGAGUCGGUUUCACUUUUAUGCAAGCUCUCUGCUCUUUGUGUACGAGGGCGUCUGCGCGCCCAGCCCCGCUUCCCAGACGAGAGAGAAGCUCGCACCCGAGGCCUGUGAGCAGAACAACAACAUCGAUCAGAGCCUGUCGUCCAUGUACUCCCUGCACAAGAAAGGCUGCAUUCAGAGCCACUACCAAGCCAAACAGGACAACGGCGUGUGGAGCUCCCCACAGCAGCCCAACGGCAACCGCAGCCUGCCAAGACUAGAAGAGGACCGGGAGGAGGAGAAGAGCCAAGCGGGACAGGAAACGCUCAGUGACGUGGAGGUAAAGAUGAUCGACUUUGCACAUGUCUUCCCUAGUGACGUUCCCGAUCAGGGUUACAUCUACGGUCUGAAGAAUCUACUGAAGGUCCUAAAUCAGAUUCUGGAGGAGUGAUGGAGUGGUUUGUUGUCGCUGGAGGUAUGACUUUUGUAGCCACUUUCUUGUCCGUCUACUCGCCUCUUUCUAAUCUGCACUACCUACGCCAUCAGUGGAGUAACAUGUUUGUAAUCCUUCGUCUAAUGUAUGUGCUUUAGUCUUUUAAAAGCUUUGUACAGUCAGUUUGUACAAACUUAUCUUACUCUUACUCAGGUAAAUGAAUCUAUAACGCUUGUAUAAUAUUUAUCCCGACAAAAGGAAUUCAAACUGUUGAAACUCUCAUCAUAUUAUGCCUCAGAUAUUACAUUAGUUCCUGUUUCCAGAGCCAUUUCCGAAUUUUUUUCUUUUUUCUUUUUAUUCUUCUAUUUUUUUAAAUCAGUGUAAUUGAAAUUAGAAAUUUCGGUGAGUGAGGAUGUAGGGAAAUAUUUGACGUUUCUUUCGCAUAUGCUGCCAAUAUGUCCCUGUCUGUGUCAGACCUGUUGAAUUGUGAAUUUUAUCUAUUUUUUUUUUUAAACAUGAUUUGAAAAGAAUUAAACCUUGCAUGUUCUGUGAUUAUACUGAUGCAAUACGACUGAAAAAACAAUGACCGUAAUGAAGAUCGUUUAUUUUUUCAUUGUAUGUCUACAACGAAUGCCAAAGUUUCCAUCAAUGAAGUGAACCUGAAUUGUGAAUUCUCUGAUUACUAACCGAAUUACUUGAGGGGCGUCCGGGUAUUUCAUUUGGUGACUGCAUAGGACAUGAUAGGAACUCGCAUAGAAGGACUUGAAGUUAGUCAUAAAAAAGCCAUUUAAUGUGAUUCAAUAUGAGAGGGGGGAAAAAACAAGAAUACCCUCAAAACUAUAAACUUUUUUUUGUUGUUGCUAAUCUCAUUUUACUUUAUUUUACAUGUUUAUGAUUUGAUUUGUCCGUAAUGUUUCAAAUGUUUUCUCAGUAGGACAGACUAACAUUGUGUUUCUUUAAUCAACCAAGGCCUAUUCAGGGUUCCCACAAUCAUUAAAAAACUUGCGAAUAUCAGAGAAUUGUAUUAUAUCAUGAGGGUUUUUUUAAGCUUGAAUGCAUAUUUCAAAAAAUCUGUAUCUGGUAAUUACCUCGGCUGAAUAGUUAUUGAAAAGCAUGGAAAAUGCAUUGGUCAGUAAUGUGGGAACUCUGUCUAUUGCAUGUUUUAAUACAAAUGGUCUUAUGCUUGCAUGUAUAACAAUCAUUCAUUUACAUCUCAAUAUGUUAAGCUCAAGAGUUAAGACAUCAGGAAAUAGUCCUUUUUAAUUUCACAUGGAUCUCUUUUGUUUUUUUAUUUAUGUAAUAUGUUUUAUUAGCUUGGUUGUGAUGGAUGUCGAAAGACCACAUCUCCUAUAACGUAGUGCAGCAAGUGUACUAAAAACAACAUUCUUGUUCAUGUGCACCUUUUAAAAUGGUGCAACAUUGGAAACAUACUUUUCCGGUUGUACCCAUAAAGAAAAAAAAGUCUCUGAAUAGCAUAGUUCUUUGGGCAAAGUAAAAAAAAAAAAAAAAUUGCCUUUUGUGCCUAUCUAUAAAUAGUCUUUUUGCAGAAAGUUUUUCAGUAGACCUCACACAAAUUCAAUAUCUGAAAAACUGAAAGCUCUCGAGUACUAGAUUGCUCUCCUGAUGAACUUAUAAUCAUGUUUACAUUUCUACCUUUAUGGUUAUCUGGACAAAGAGACAUUGUUAUAUAGUCGUACAUGCAUAGCUCAAUAAUUAAUGUCCCUUAAUCAUCAUCAUCAUCUUAUGCACUGAAAGUGAAAAUACUAUGUGUACAUUUAUUGUUAAUUACUAAAGUUUAUCUUGUCAUUUGUUUUCUUUUUCUGAUUGUUUUAUUAUUAUUAUUUUUAAUAAUAGUAUAUAGCACCUGAUUGGUAACUACUGUAUGGUGGUGCUUAAAGCACUUUAGUGAGACUGGAUAUUUCCCUGUGGAAUGGAUCGAUCUUAUUUAAGGGCAUAAAAAUGUUGAAUCUCAACAGACGUUUGUACACUGGCUAGUAGAUCUUUUGUUCGCUGGAACGGCAGGAAUAUUUUCAUGGCAUUCAUUUUCUCAUGCAGAGUCAGUGGAAGAUGAAUAUGAUAUCUUUUUGGUGUCCUUGUGCUUGCUGUUCAAUAUGCUGAAAUAUACAGGGCCCGGUUCAGUAAUGCCUCAGUGUAUGUCCAUUUUUGAAAACCUGUCUUAAGCUUUGUAUCGAGCUAAACUUACGGAUUAAUACAGAGAGACAGAAUUCAGCAAAUAAAAACUACAACUCAAAUGUCGUUAAAUUCAGAUGGUUUCCAAAUGAAUAAUGUAUUCUAAAUGUCAGCCAUAGCUUCCUGCUUCGAAUCAUAGCUCUACCCUGAAAUGAACUGUUUUUAUAGUGAUUUUUUUUUUUUUUUUCAAUGAAUAAAGUUGUUGUAAUGGGCAAUCUUUAUGGAAAAGAGAACUAAUCGAAAUGGAUCAAUGAACAUACUGACCUGUAUUAGUGUGUAGUUUUUGGAGAUAUAAUGUCUAUCCAACCCUGAUCUAAUCGUUCUCUUAACAAAUUACCACUUUUGAGUAUUGAAAUAUGAACUUAAUAUUUACUGGAUGAUAUUAGGUGUAUAUUUGGCAAAUUUUCAUUAAUAAAAUCUGCAUUUAAUACCA